Molecule: messenger RNA, 1182 nt
Organism: Lactuca virosa
Lineage: Eukaryota; Viridiplantae; Streptophyta; Magnoliopsida; Asterales; Asteraceae
Source: the annotation of a GenBank genome assembly
AGUGUACAAACUUUGGGAUCGUGUGAUGUAACUUCGAGAUCAAUGAACUGUCGCGUUAUGUAUUUGAAUAUUAGAAACUGACCCAUACCAAAUUUGAUCUUCAAUCUCCCAAAAUAAUCAAUAUCACCGAUCCAAAGCAAUCUGUUUUCUCCCAAAUUCAGUUCCAAAGAUGAAUGACACCGAUGUGUCCAAGCAGAUUGAACAAAUGGUCAGAUUCAUCCGUCAAGAAGCGGAUGAAAAGGCCAACGAGAUCUCCGUAUCCGCCGAAGAAGAAUUUAACAUUGAGAAGUUGCAAUUAGUGGAGGCGGAGAAAAAGAAAAUCCGACAAGAGUAUGAACGCAAACAGAAACAAGUUGAAGUUCGAAAGAAAAUCGAGUAUUCUAUGCAACUCAACGCUUCUCGAAUCAAAGUUCUUCAAGCUCAAGAUGACUUGGUUACUGCCAUGAGAGAGGAUGCAUCAAAGGAUCUUUUAAAUGUCAGCCAUCACCAUUUCAAACACCAACAUAACUACGAAGCAUUGUUGAAAGCUCUCAUUGUCCAGGGUCUACUUAGAUUGAAAGAACCAUCUGUGUUGUUGAGAUGUCGGAAGGAGGAUUUACAUAAGGUGGAAUCUGUUCUUCAUUCAGCAAAAGAGGAGUAUGCAGCAAAAGCACAUGUUCAUAAACCUGAGAUAAUUGUUGACCACAUCCACCUUCCAUCUGCUCCUUCGUCUGAUGAUCCUCAUGCUCUUUCAUGCUCUGGAGGUGUAGUUUUGGCUUCUAGAGAUGGUAAAAUUGUGUUUGAAAACACACUUGAUGCUAGAUUGGAUGUUACAUUCCGUGGGAAACUCCCAGAGAUUCGCAAACUGUUGUUCACUCAGGUUGGUGCUUAGUGGAUCCACUUGAUGUAUUUUCAGGUGAUUUUAUGUUCAUUUGUUUGAAUAAUAAUCAUAUGAGUUAUAUUAUGCAAUAUGCAUACAUUCUUUUGACUUAUUACAUGUAUGAUGUAUGUACUCUUUUGAUACUUUCAACUUGCAUUGUCCUGAUGAAAUAAAAGGCUAAAACCCAUCUAAACCAAGAAAACCAGUUUUGAUAGUGUGGUGGUGUUCGUCUUUAUAUUGUGGCAUUUUUAUUUUCUCAUCAAAGUUGAGAUUUUUUCCACUAACAUUCAAGAUGAUUUUCUGUGAAUAUUAAUUCCUCCAUG